Messenger RNA from Culex pipiens pallens (northern house mosquito), 132 nucleotides. RefSeq lists its product as uncharacterized. Lineage: Eukaryota; Metazoa; Arthropoda; Insecta; Diptera; Culicidae. The transcript is spliced from 2 exons. The record is from RefSeq and is a predicted model, not a curated record. The annotation marks the transcript as partial.
AACACCAAAACACCAAAACACCAAAACACCAAAACACCAAAACACCAAAACACCAAAACACCACCAAAACCCAAAACACCAAAACACCAAAACACCAAAACACCAAACACCAAAACACCAAAACACCAAAAC